Molecule: messenger RNA, 3367 nt
Organism: Porites lobata
Lineage: Eukaryota; Metazoa; Cnidaria; Anthozoa; Scleractinia; Poritidae
Source: the annotation of a GenBank genome assembly
ACCCAAAUUCAUGAUUUGAAACAAGCUCAAAACCCAUCUUCAAUACAACUACGGUCAACAUUGCUGGAUCCUGCGGUGAAUUUGUUGUUUCAACGAAUGAAAACAGACUUGGAGCCUGAAAAGGAGAAAUUGGAACACUGAGCUCAGAAUGACCUCAGUGCUUGGAAGUUUACACCCGACAGGUGAUGCUGCUGAUUUUUUAGUGCAACCUUGAAUGACUUACUGACAACAGUACUGACCUCUUACGUUCUGUUCACACGAAGUCUUUUCUGUGCCAAAUGGAUCAGAUAUGAUACCGAAAUGGACCGCUUCUGUUCACACGGGACCGGUCUUUUUAUGAGCAUUUUGUUUACACGGAACCUUUCUGCUGUUGUCCGCUUUUGGAGGCUCAGGUGGAAACAAGAACCGGUCCUCGACGACAUCGGAUUGUUUACACGUACAAAAAGGCAGAGUACUUAAUAGGAGCCCUGCGUACUUGUACAAGACCGUUUACACGUUAUUGUUGUUGUCUUUUUUCUCCUUUUGAGAUCAGCACCCCAAAAAUGUUGUAGACCUGUACCGAAGAGUGGACAAGCAUUUACACAUUAAAAAAAGGAAACAAAAAUGCGCUACGGAACCGAUUGUAUUCGGAUGAAAAGUCCCGUUUACGCGAGCGAAACGGAACGUCACGGCUCCAACAAAAACGAUACGUUUGAAUCUACAUUGUAGUCUCCCACGCAGCCGUUUUUGUCUCGUCGCGCAACGCUCCUCCUUAAGAAAUCGCUUCUUACAUUCGAGCUGUUGGGGAGGAGCAUUGCGUGACGAGACAAAAACGGCUGCGAAGGAGACAAGUUUGAAUGUUACCCGUUUCGUUCCUAGAAAAGUCCUCUAAGAUCGGUUCCGUACGUGCAGUUUUCUUUUCUUUUCUUUCCAACGUGUAAAUGCUCGCCCUUUUUAAGGUACCGAUCUUUAGGUACGUGGGGUCUGGAAAAAUAACAACAACAACGACGUGUAAACGGUCUUGUACCCGUUCCCCAGGGAUUUUACGUACCUUGGCUGAGUUUUCUCGGGUGUAAUCACUGACAAAACCUGCAGGUGUAAAACCAACCAGUAUUCAUUGAGAACCGGCCCUUGUUUCUACCGGAGCCGUUCCGUCUCUUAUGAACCUUUUUUAUUUGCACCAGUUAAGAUAAAAUUGGACGGUGUGUGAUUGCCAGUUAAGAAUGAGGAAUUACGGUCGUUUCACCCACUUCUUUGUUUUACUGGUACUCAGUUCGCGGAGAAAACGUUUUAAAAACUGGUUUUGUGUGAAUUGUGUUUUACAGUGUAACCGGUAAGAAACUGAUGGCGAAAUGCCGCAUGUUGAUCCAGGAAAAUCAGGAGCUCGGUCGUCAGUUGUCGCAAGGACGAGUCGCUCAACUGGAAGCUGAACUUGCUCUUCAGAAAAAAUACAGCGAUGAACUGAAAGGCAGUCAAGAUGGUAAGCUGACAAUACUGCGAAGCUAGCUACUGUUCUAAAUUGAGUUAACAAGAAUGAGAGUGAAUUGUUUUCUGACUGGUACACUUCUAGGGUCUGGGUCAAAGACGUGGCUUUUUAAGUUAAUUCUGUUUGUUUUAGGGAGUAACAAGCUCUUACUUAGAUCACGGCUUUGUGACGUGCAUUAUAACCAAAUCACAAUUACAUGGAAACUCUUGUUAGUUUAACUUCAGGGGCGACAGUUUCAAGUUUACCUGAUUCCGCUCAACUAUGCAUUCGUUUGACGUCUUUGUAUUGCUAUGUUAAAGUCAACUUGUUCCGUGGCCGGUGGGCAAGUUCUGAAUGAACACGGCGCUACUUUAUUUAUGUCUGUCUUGGGUAACUUGCAAUCGCCGACAAAAUUGUUGAGACUAUCCUCAAAUGGGGUACUUUGGAAAGUAAGACAUCUGCACCUCUCCACUCCCCCCUCCAUUUCAAGUUGUCAGUGGUGUUUGUUGUUUGUUACUGGUAGCUGGUAGCUGGUACAGAGGCCUAACAGUGCUUGGAGGGGGUGGGGUAAGGAAAGAUUCAUUCCCCCUUCCCCUUCCCCUUCCCCUUCGAACGCCUGCCACGCUGGCUACUUUUUAAGUGCAAAACGUCACAAAGGGUCUUUAUGGCAAAGUGUCUUAACUGUUCUUUCCCCGAUUGUAGCCUGCAAGCAAGCUCUACGACUGAAAAUCGCGAGAGUCGUGCUUGCUCGCAGACUAGCGGUAACCAAGGUUUCUUACAGAUUUGUUGAUGCCUGGGACCUUUUUUUACUCUUCAAGAUGUGAUAUGCAGUUUAUUUUAGUGAGUGAGCAUAUGGAGUUGUUAACACGUGUGUGUAGAGUCUCGAUUGUCCUGAAAAUAGAGGUUUGGAGUGACGGUACUAAGCACAGUUGAGCAGAAGUCGUACCAAUGAUGGUAUGAACAACAAAAUGGUCGCUGGCUAUUCCUUUGGUAUCUACAUGUAUCUGGUAUUGAUUCCUGUGUAAAAUUACUAAAAUUAAAAUUUCUGAUUGUUAAAAUUUAAGUUACUAUCCCGUUUAUUUAUUAUCCCGUUUUAGAGUUGAACGACUUCGUUAUCCAACUAGAUGAGGAAGUUGAAGGCAUGCAGUCAACCAUCUUAACGCUUCAGCAUCAACUCAAAGACUGCAAACAGCAAUUGACUCAAUCACAAGAGAAAUUGCUUGUUUAUGAAGACAAACUAAAGACAAGUGAAGGUUUGCUUGCUGAAAUGCGCCAGCAAAAUUCACCGGUCAGUCUAAAGUCCGAGGAACAAGAGGAGCAUGCGCCAUCGCAAGCGCAAUUGCAGCAAGCGAAAACGGAAGUAUGGACCAGCGGUGUUGAAUCUGCGACAGGCGGCGAGGAAGGCGAUAGGACAUCCCACGCCUCGCAAAGCGAAGAGAGCGUUGAGGAAGAAAGGAUACUGCUUAGCGCUCCCGUCCCCGUUCCGGUUACUAGUACUGUUCCCACUAAACCUGUAGCGAGCGCGCCUCCGGCAUUCUCUAUCAGCCAGUUGCUCUCAUCCGACUCGAACCUUGGGAAGGAGAAAAAAGAGGAAAACUCUUUAGAAAACGGCAGUAGUGAACACAAAAUCCCACCGGCGUUAGAACCUUGUGCUGAAAUAACCGAAUCCCCUCUUAUCGCGGCCAUGGGUGUGGUGGAGAGAAUCGGCUGUGAUUCGAACACUUACAAUGGGGAGGUGACGGGUUCAAGCAGCGCUUUCAUGAACCUUACCCCACCCUACACUCUUUAUCAUCUUCCCCCCCGCAGCCAUUAUCCGUUGUGCAAUUUUGGAUACGGUUAAUCUACUUGCACGCUCGAGUGCGUAGAGGAAGCAGUGCUUUCUUAUAGGACGUUUUGGAUGUCUUAAAUUAUCAAUAAAGUACC